Messenger RNA from Drosophila eugracilis, 7024 nucleotides. Its product is annotated as kinesin-like protein KIN-7O. NCBI's taxonomy places the organism in Eukaryota, Metazoa, Arthropoda, Insecta, Diptera, Drosophilidae. Gene Ontology annotation, biological process: mitotic cell cycle; microtubule-based movement. Gene Ontology annotation, cellular component: microtubule. Gene Ontology annotation, molecular function: ATP binding; microtubule binding; plus-end-directed microtubule motor activity. The record is from RefSeq and is a predicted model, not a curated record.
CGGUAUUUGUUCGAAUUUAACGUCAAAAAAAGAUGUCGAGUAUUUUCGGUUUCCUUUGUGUCCCGUUAGAAAAUAUAAUAGUCUUUUAACUGUGACGUUGUUAUCGUAAAUCGUUUAGAUAUAGAGCGUACAGAUGGCAGCGAAAAACGCCAGCUCAAUCCAGGUGUGCAUCAAGGUGCGUCCUUGCGAGCCCGGGCUCACAUCCCUCUGGCAGGUAAAGGAGGGACGCUCCAUCCACCUGGCUGACAGCCAUGCAGAUCCCUGUGUCUUUGACUACGUAUUCGAUGGGGACGCUAACAACCAGAUGGUGUUCGACCGGAUGGCCAAGCACAUCGUGCAUGCCUGCAUGCAGGGCUUCAAUGGAACUAUUUUUGCCUACGGCCAGACCUCGUCAGGAAAAACCUACACCAUGAUGGGCGACGGAGAUAACCCUGGCGUCAUGGUGCUGGCCGCCAAGGAAAUAUUCCAACAGAUAUCCAGUGAAACGGAGCGCGACUUUCUGCUCCGCGUGGGUUACAUCGAGAUAUACAACGAAAAAAUAUACGACCUACUUAAUAAAAAGAACCAAGACUUGAAGAUCCAUGAGUCCGGGAAUGGGGUAGUAAACGUAAACUGCGAAGAGUGCAUCAUAACCAGCGAGGACGAUCUCCUGCGCCUCCUCAGCAUGGGCAACAAGGAACGUACGGUGGGCGAGACAAAUAUGAAUGAACGCUCCAGCCGCUCGCAUGCUAUAUUUCGGAUAAUCAUUGAGUCCCGGAAAUCGGAUCGUAGCGACGAUGACGCUGUAAUUCAAAGCGUACUUAACCUAGUAGAUCUGGCUGGAUCAGAGAGGGCAGACCAAACUGGUGCCCGAGGAGCUCGCCUUAAGGAGGGCGGCCACAUAAACAAAAGCCUGCUGUUCCUCAGCAACGUGAUUAAGAGCCUGUCAGAAAACGUGGACAACAAGUUUAUUAGUUUCCGUGAUUCCAAACUCACGCGCAUCCUGCAGGCAUCAUUGGGUGGCAAUGCCUUAACCUCCAUCAUCUGCACAAUUAAGCCCUCGAUCAUGGAGGAGUCGCAGUCCACACUGAGCUUUGCUAUGCGUGCCAAGAAGAUCCGCAUAAAACCACAAGUCAACGAGAUUGUAUCUGACGCAACGAUGAUGAAGCGGCUGGAGCGUGAGAUCAAGGUACUGAAGGACAAGUUAGCUGAAGAGGAGCGCAAGAACGAGAGCCAGCUAAAGGUGCAGGACCUGGAGCAACGCAUCAAGCGCGAUAUGCAUAAGAUAAUCUCAAGCAAUUCGCUGAGUGACAAUCGCCAGCAGAAGCGUCGUCGAACUUGGUGCCCGGCGGCAUCGGGUCCUGAAUCGAAGCCUGUUGAGUCUGGGAUCACAGACGACCGUCUUCUCCGGUUUUCAAAGGUGUCCCACCUACCGAAACCAGAGUUUUUUCCCAAUUCAAAUCAACCCAAAAAAUGGGACAAUAUUCCCAAGACCAUAAACAUUCUCAGUUCCCUGGAUAUCGGCACCGAUGGGAACUCAAUUAAUGAGGAAUUCCUCCCCGCAGAGUGCGUUGACUUUGGCUCACCACGCCCAGAUGUCCAUAAAGCCUUGUUGACCAGCAGGCGUCUUCCAGACCUGACCUUGACGCCGAUCGCAAGUCAAAUGGGACCCUUAACCAUGGAGAAGGUCAAGAAGGAGGUACAGGACCUGCAAAUGUUCACCAUCUUAGAGAAGCACUUUGAAAAGGAGUGCGAAGAGGUGCUGACUUUAAAAGAAAAGCUGGUCGAGGUUACAUCUCAGCGGGAUCAGUUAGAGCAAGAUUUUUAAACAAGAAAGAGUGGUGAUUACGAUGCUCUUCAGGAAAAGGUUAGCACCUUGACGGCAGACAACGAGAUAGCAAAUUUGAAAAUAGGCGAAUUGAAAGAGCAUUUAAGUGCUUUGAAACAGAAUGUGGCCAAGUUGGAAGUGGAAAACCGCGAGGCAGUGAGUCUCGAGUUUGAGUUCAAGGCCCAUAAAAAAACGUCCAAGCUGCGGGAGAAUGACUUGCUUUUAGCACUUUCAGAAAAAGAUUUAGCUAUAGAAAAUUUGCAAAAGUCCCUGGAUAAUUUAUCCCGGGACGUGUUACGCAACAGCAAGGAGGACCACAUGCGUUCCAUGUGUCCAGAGCCAGAAGACAGCUCCGACGGAAAUUGUCAUAAGUGCGGCCAACUAGAGCAGCUCCUCGUAACUGCUGAAUCCAAAAACGCUGCCUGCGAGUGUGAUCACCUGCGAUCUGAGAUCGCCCAUGCAAAGACCAAGUUAGACAGCUUUGAGGCCUUCAGCCAGGCAAGCCGCGAGGACUCGACAAGAGCGAUGGAAGAAUGCCAAAGUCUCUGUAACCAGCUUUCUAAGGCUCAAGAAGACUUCGCACAACUGCAGGAAAGGUACGACAAACUGCAGCAACAGUGGGAGGCUCAACAGCUGGCCAGUAAGAUCCUGCAGGCGGACCACGACGUUGUUCGGGAAAACUACCAGAGGUUAAAGAAGGAAAGCGAUGACAUGGGGCGAACAUCAAGCACCUCUUCUGUGGAGUGCCAACAGUUGCGGAUUGAGAAAACUAAUUUGCAAAAGGAGAUUCUAAUUCUCGAGGAGCGAGUGGAGGAGGCCCAACGCAUGCUUAAGGAAAGUCAGAACUCUGAACCCGCUAUGGAAAAGAUAAAUAUACAAAAUCAAAAGCUAAAAGCAAAACUUACCGAAUUGGAGACCAACUUUGAAGAGAUUCAACGGGAAUACGACUGCCUUUCCAACCAACUGAUGGAAAGUGUCCAGGAGAACGAUGCUCUGCGCGAGGAGCUGAAGCAACGGCCGAACAACUAUGAUUUGUUGUCCAUGAAGAGUUCCGGUAUAAGCACUGGAUUCUGCGAACCAGAACAUGAGCCCAAUAUAGGCAGUGACGUUCUGCAGCAGUUUAUCAAGCUAUCAGAGUCCGUCCAACAGAUUGAACUCCAACACCAUUCCGGCUUAGGUCGCCUCUUCAAUGCGAGCAAUCAGGAGAAAGAUCAAAACUCGCCAGUAUUAAAACUUUGCCUCCAGUCUGCUGAGUACGUAGAAGGUGACACAGAACAGUUAGAUACACACGAUUCCGUCUGUCUCAAAGGUUUCCUUAAGCGACACAGGUUUCAGAUUAUGAGUCUAAGUCCGGAAGACUUAAAUAUGGAAAGAGAUAAGCGCCUCCUUGAUAUUAUUUCCCAGCUGGAAAAGGAAGUAGAAGAAAAAAGUGCCCUAAUGGAGGCCACGGAGGCAACCAUCAAUGAGAUGCGCGAGCAAAUGACCAGCCUAGAGUCAGCCCUCCUGGAAAAGAGCGUUAUAGUGAAUAAGGUUGAGGACUAUCAGAGGCAAAUCGAGUGCCUAGAGAAACAAAAUGCGGAGAUGACGAUGGUAUACGAAGAGCUGCAGGACAGGGUAACCAGGGAGAACUCUCUGAGCGAGAGCCUGCUUAGAAUUCAACCUGAUGAGGAUACCCUUCCAGGUAAUACUUUAGCUAUCGAUACGAAUAAUAAGGAGGCGGAUGCUCUGAAGGCAUCUCUGGCUGAACAGAAGAACAAGGUGUGUGAACUUCAGGCUAAACUGGAAAACCAGGUAGCUCAGAUAAAUCUGAAAGAUGAUAGAAUCGUCGAGCUUCAGAAGGACUUUGAGGAAAUGAGCGAGCGGUGUUUAUCAAUGGAAGUGAGGCUUGCUGAGUUGGAGGAGGAUAUUCAGCAAAAGCAAGAGCUACUGGAUCGCCAGGCACAGAAGCUGUCCGAUGAUCUACGCACCAUCGAUCAGCUCCAAGAGAGAAAUGCCCAACUCUUUGAGAAAAAUAUUUCAUCUGAGGUAGAGCAGAAUCAACUAAAGGAUCUUAGAGAAUCGUUAAAGACAGCCAAUGAACAGCUAAUUUAUAUGCAGAAGACAAAAGAGGAUAAAAUGCAGGCCUUACAAGACGAAUAUAUGCUGAAAAUUGAGGAACGAGAGAAAGAAAACCGGGAGAUUAGUCAGAAGUUGAAGGAGUGCGCGGGCCACUAUGACGCCGUUGAGGCAUCGUUAAAAGAACAGCUAUUGCAGGCGAAGGAGGAGCUAUCUACUGCUACAGCUAGCUAUCAGACGGAUUUGGAAAGGCUUAAAUGUAUUCUUCAAGAAAAUAUUAAUCAGGCCGAGAGAGAAAGGAAUAAUUUGACUGCCCAACACCAGGCAGAGUUGGAAAAAAUCAGGGAAAUACUGAAUCAGAAUGUGGCUGAGGCUAAAGCACAAAACUCCCAGAUUAAAGAUCAAUUAGAACAAGCGGAGGAGGAGCAAAAAAUUGCACACUCAAAACUUGAGGAGAUGAGCAACUCUUUUGAGGAGAUGAAAAGUCAUAUUGUCGCUAAGACCGAAACCAUUUCUUACUUGGAAAAUAUGAAAGCUGAGCAGGACUUGGCAUUAGAUAAACUACAAAUGGAAAAAAUACGACUGGAGAAGCUAUAUGACAAUAGCCAGGAGCAGCUGCAAGCGCAGGCGGUCACUCAAGACCAGAAUUUCUUGGUGGCCCAAUCCCGCAAUCAAGAGCUCGAUUUGAUGCUGGCCUCAUCAAACGAGAAGAUUAAAGAGUUCAAAGAAAAGUGUGAGGAGCAGGUUCGGGACUUGGACAAAUUGAGGCAGGAGAAGAUUGCAUUGCAAUUGGAAAUCGAGAAUAUUAGUGCGCAGCAUUCAACCACCUUAAAGAAACUUGAAGAACUGCAAGCUGAGAUUGGUACUUUAAGCGAACAGAGGGACUUGGGAAAGCAAGAGUUAGAGGAAAAACUCAAUACAUUUUUGGGAAAAAUUGGUGAUCUCGAAGAAAAACUUCAAGACGCACAACUCAAGGUCGUUGGACAUACCGAUCUUCUUUCGGAACAUGAACGACUAAAACUCUGCCUUGCCAGUGCAAAUGAACUGGCGUCCUCUUUGCAGAAUACGGUUAAGUGCCUGCAAUCGGAACUGCUUCAUCUUCAGCAAGAUGUCUCCAACCGAGAUCUAGAACUGGAAAAGCUUCGCUUAGAACUGAAGCACGCCGUUGAUGCAAAGACGACUGCGAGCACGGAACAAUUACAUCUAGAACAUCAACUCAAAGAGGUCGAGGCACAGAUGUCAGGCCAAACACUAGGGUUCCAACGUCAGGUGAAUGAUCUGAAGGGUUCGAUAGUUGAGCUGCAGCUUAAGUUAAAUCUCUGGAAGGAAAAAAAAGAUAGCCUCGAGUCUGAAAAUGACGAACUAAAGGUGAGGCUAAGAAAUGUCCAGAAUCUAGAGAAAACUUUGGAAGAAUUGGAAAAAAUAAACGCUGAUCUCAAAGAGCAGAUACAAGCCAAAGACGUUGAAAUUAUUAAAAAAUCCACGGACAUAGGUCUGGAAACAGAGCUAGGUCGCAAAAAAAUUGAAGAACUGAACAAAGAAUGUCAAAACCUGCGGUUUGAUUUGGAAACCAAAACAAUUCACAAGACACAACUAAACACCAAUUGGCCAUGGAGGCAGCUAAUAACAAAAAAAUUUGAGCUGGAACAGAAGGUUCAUGAACUCACAACGGAAUGCGACAAGAUACGAUCAGAUUUGCAAUCAAAAGAUGCUUGUUUCCUAAAGGAGAAGGAAUCUUUGGAUGCCACUAUUUCUAAUUUAUUGAAAGACAAGCGUAGCUUAGAAGAAAAGUUGAGUAUGUUCAAUGAAAAUGUGGGUAGAGCUGAGGAACUUGCAAAGGAGUUCGAGGAGCUGAAGGCAACUUUGAAAUCGAAGGAAGCUGGAUUUCGAAUGGAGGAAGAUAGCAUGGCUCACACAAUUGAUAGUCUAUUAGAGGAUAAGCGCAAUCUUGAGGAAAAAUUGUGCACAGUCAGUGAAAUUAUGGCUAAACUUGAGCACGAACUGGCUGUUUUACAACCUUCCAAAGUAAAUGAGUCAAAUGCGCCCAAUGGAUCGCCAGUUGCGCCAACAGCGAGAAGGAGUCUGGAUCGGAGUCCUGGUGCUAGUGGUCCAAGGAAAUCACUCGAAUUGCGAAAGAAAAGUCGAAUUAGCGUUCAUGAUGAAAGGCGGCAAUCUUACUGGAACGACUAUAGAGAAUGUGGCACCAUGACAGAUCCCGUGGACAACAAGUGCAACUGCGUAGAGCUGAACACCAAGCUGCAGGAGUGCCAGCGUCAGUCCUUCAUUCAUGAGAGCCAAGUGACAGCGUUGACCUUGGAAUUGAUGCAUCAUCCUUUAAAGGACGAGAAUGCGCAAUUAAAAAAGAGAGUUUUAGACGAGCAGGAAAAAGCACGGUCCGAGCAAAAACGGCUUAAGACUAAGCUUCAAGAUCUUAACGCCAAGAUCAAUGAUCUCACUAAUACUGCUGCACUGUCCGCAAAAUCGGUCGGCGACCAAGCAAAACCUCAUACGACAAGUCUGAAACCUGCUACAGUACCGGCCCAAACUCAAACAGAAUCCGAUUUGGAGUCAAUCCUAGAGAAAACGAACAUAAAGUACCAGGAUGCUGUUAGCUUGCUGCGUUUCCGUUACAAUCUCAUAAAGGAGCUGGAAGAGAAGCUCAGGCAAAAUGAAAACAAUGACACUUCGAAUAUAACAUCCCUUUCGGCAGGUCAAUACAGUGCGCUCAAGAUACAGUUUGAAUCGCAAAAGAAGGAAAUGGCUACGAUCAAAAAUAAGUACGAAACUGCAAAGCGCAUAUUGGUAAUGCGGAAAGAUGAGUUGGAUCAAAUGCGAGAACAACUCGCUAAAUAUGAACCAACUGUAAAAGCCAAGUAAUUGCUAUAAUUUUUAAGUAUUUGUUAAGUGUAAAUAAGCUUUGGGGUUUGGUUUUAAAUUCAAGUUUUGCCAUGAAAUUCUGAUUUUUAGUUGAUUAAAACAGCUGCUAGUCUGGAUUAAAUAGGUUGCACUUCACCGUGUUUUCUUUAUUAUAGAAUAUAAAUUAUAGUAAAAUGUAAUAUUAUUAAGUAAGCGAAAUCAACCCCCAUGUUUUGAGAAAAACACAGAUUGUCUUUAUAACGGGGCUUUAUUGUAAUGUCAAUAAAUAUGUAUAUAACUUUCUAA